Molecule: messenger RNA, 3024 nt
Organism: Cladocopium goreaui
Lineage: Eukaryota; Dinophyceae; Suessiales; Symbiodiniaceae
Source: the annotation of a GenBank genome assembly
AUGUUGCCCAAAGAGGUGUGGCUGGUUGCACGUUUGGCUUCACGUCUGGAUGAGCUGGCGCGAUCGUUGCGGGCGGCCUUCUCGCUUGGAGCGUCAUGUCGUGUCAUAUUGAUUGAUGGCGAUUCUCAUAAUUUGCUUCACUUGCAUGAAGUGGACUUUGCAACAGCUAUCUCAGAAGAGGAAAUCCUUGAGAUCAUUCGCAAGAUGGUCAGUGCUUCCCAGGCAAGUGAUGGCCUUUCUACGGCGAUCCAGCGCUUGGUCGAAGAAAGUGGAACUGACGGCAGCGCUUCAGUGCUUUUCCUAGAUGAGGCUGCAGAGGAGGAUUGGAGCUGGACUGCGCCACAGCCAGCAGGGCCAGCAGCAGUUUGUCUGGGAGUUCAUGAGGAUUUCGAGGCAGAAGUGCUGGCUAUCCGCAGAGCCGUGGCCGCCGUCGGCUCGGUGCGCUCCGCACAGCUGGGUCCAGUGGCAUUGCAUUCCUCGGCCUGUCUUCACCUCCUCUCCUCCGUACGCCAUGGCGCCGCACUUCCGCCGCUGCCUGCGGUGCGGCCCGUCAACGUGCAGCACAGCAGCGCGCCGCGGUUUACGUCGGCUCGGCAUGUCCGGCGGGCUUUGCCAAGAAGACAGCCUUUGCGCUUCCUGUGGCGUUUGGAGAGCCAUCCAUUGGAAUCUGCAUCGAGCAGGGCAGAGGUUCACCAGGCCAUUGUGGCCGCAUGCCUUGUGUCGAAGAGUGUGUAUGACGAACGGGACACCAAACUUCUCUUGGCGUGGCAUGAGUCCUCCGGGACGGUGGACCGCAGCCUCUUAGGUCUUUCCAAGGUGAAGUUGAUCCCCUCGGAGUCUCAAGUGCUGGAUGCGUUGCAGCUGAAAAUGAGCCGUGGAACCGAGUCGCUUGAGAACGGGCUCCAAGAUCUGAUGGAGGAUGUUGGACGCUGCUGCUUUGCGGCCCCCGUGGUGGUGCAGGUAACUCCCAGCCCCAACUGCUGGGAGUGGCCUGAAUGGAAGACGCAGGCGAGUUGGCCUACGGAUCCGCCCAUUUUCCUUUGCAUCAACUGGCCGGACGCCUUGCCUGGGCUGGGGAUGGCCACUUCGCUGUGUACACCUGUCGGCAGUGUCGCCAAGAUCAUCCUGACGCUACAGCACUGGCAUAACCUGGGAGUGCUCCCGGCAACCCUGACACCCAGACCGAGCCUUCCUACCAGAGGUGAGAAGGAAUUGGCAGAAGAUCUAAUCAAUUUGAGUCCUCAACCUGGAAAAGAUGUUCUCCUUCCGACGCUGGUGCCCUUCAAGUGUCGUGUCAUUGGACGAGUGCGCAUGGGUCACGUACUCUUUGCGGAAUGUGGCAACGCCAAGGUCAUGUGUAAGGAACAGCGACUUGGUGCAGCUUUCCACGUGGUGGUGAAUGAACUUCGCGUUGGGGACACACUUUACUGCAUAGGCUAUCCCGGCUUCGAGUACAACUGUGAGGCGGUGAUCUUUGCCCAUCAGAUUCUGUUUAUCGAACCCAGCAAUUUGCCGACCAACGAGGAGGAAGUCUUGUUCCAGGACGAGGAUCUCCUGGUCCUCGCGAAGCCGGCGGGAAAACUGGCCUGGGAAGAUUCGCGGCAUCGCCACGAGCGCGGCACGGCGCUGAAGGUGGAAGCAGACCAGCUGCUUUUGGCGCCAGAGGUGGACGUCAGCGGUCCGGCGGUCUAUGCCAUGAAACCCAGCGUCCGCACCGUCGGUGGAACGGUGGACUAUGCUGUGCUGGUGGCCGGAGUACCUGCUGUCUCCACGGUUUCCGCGGCAUUGCGACCUGCGAGGGGCAAACUGAAGGAAGACGCCGAGACGCAGCUGGAAGUUCUGUGGCAAUCUGAGGAUUGCUCGCUGCUGCGCGCCACGGUGAAGACCACCGAGGUGAAGUCACAGGUCUGCAGGCAUUUGCACAUCUUGGGAUGUCCUGUCUGGGGCGACCGUCGCUACGGAAACCGGCGUGCCAAUCUACGGGCACGGGCCAUCUUUGGCCUUGCCCGACCUUGGUGCCACCUGAUGCGACUGGAGCUUUUUGGAGGCUGGGGUGGCAUCAUUUGCGAAAGUUCACCACCUCAAGAGCUCAUGCGAGUUCUUUCAGCCGUUGGGUGCCGGUGGCGGUUUCCCGAAGCCGCCGUGCGCGUGGUGCCUCCAAUGCUGGACUUCCGGACACUGGAGCAUGGGCUCUCCCUGGCGUACUACGUGGUCCCACCGUGCGUCGGACUCUGCACCGAUGGUGGCCACUUGCAGGAGCUUGGAACAUUCCUGGAGGGCUUUGAGAAAAUCUUUGUGAUUGCCUCUGGGAGUGGAUCUCCUCGAGCCAUUGAAGUCAUGGCAGCAGCUCUUCGAGUGAUGAAGGCGCAGUCCAAGGUGACGGAGCUUUGGUUCGUGGUGGAGGGUACACAGGCGGCACAGGUGGAAGACUUGUCCAAGAGUUCCAUCCCAUACCACGCGGGCCUUUGGGGCUUAGCUCGCUGUGCCAGGCGGGAGCAACGCGAGCACUUCGUGGGAUGUCUUGAGGUUGGUUGCAGUUCGGGUCGAGCUGCUUGUGCUGCUGGAAUCUGGCGGCGUUUGCGAAUUGCCAGUGCUAGUCAGGAGGAUGGACGCGAGCACGAACUCCUCGUGCGCCGCUCCAUGCAGGGUGCUGAGGAGUCAGGCAGUGACGAGGAGGACGUGGAGCGGCACGUGGCACGGCUGGAACAAACGACGCCCAAAGCUUUUGGAGUUUGGCCGCCACCGAUCUUUCCCAGUCACAGCUGGUUUGCGAUCAGCGGUGGCUGUGGGGCCUUGGGUCUCGCCACAGGCGCCUGGCUGGUGAACCAGGGUGUUCAGCAUGUAGCACUGCUUUCUCGGAGUGGAAAGUGCCAGGAUGGAGAAGCCGCCAAAGACUUGCAAGAACUGUACAGCGGCAAUGUUCGGGUGCUGAUGCAAAGAUGUGAUGUCUCCUCUCAGGAUGCAGUCAAGAGCGCUGCUGAGGCGAUGAAAGCUUUGGACGGCAUUCCUGUGAAAGGCCAGUGA